Messenger RNA from Aspergillus bombycis, 972 nucleotides. Its product is annotated as SNARE domain protein. Lineage: Eukaryota; Fungi; Ascomycota; Eurotiomycetes; Eurotiales; Aspergillaceae. The coding region runs from base 1 to 972 and encodes 323 amino acids. The record is from RefSeq and is a predicted model, not a curated record. The transcript has a single exon.
AUGCGCUGCCAUGGCAUCAGCACAUUUGACCCUGUGCUCACUUUGAACCCACGGACGGGUGAACAGAGGACACUGACGGUACACAAUCUGUCGGGUUUUCUUGAGCGCCAGGUCAUUGCACACAAGCUGGCGUGCCAGAUUGUCCCCUCAGUAUGGGGCCCCUUCUCAGACGAGGAAAGCCCAAAAAUGAAUUAUCAGGCAGAGCACCAGCUCGUUCAGCGACUAGAGCGAGGGCUGUACGUGCUUUUCCACAUGGCUGAUAUUGCCCGCGACACAUACAAAACAAAACAAAAGAUAAACCCUCUGAUUCCGGACGUUACCGGCCGCCUAUUGGUGCUUACUAGGAUGCUAGAAGAGUACCACGAGAUCCCGCGAAACAAGCGUCGUCUGACGUCCUUUCAAGAGUAUGCCAGCCACGCUUAUACAGUCUUAAAGUGGGGCUAUAGAGAAGUAGACAUCGGCAGGAGACGACUCAAAUUCAGAGGCUACCUUGAUGAGCAGACAGAGAUUGAUUUCCACACCACACUCCGAAUGCUGCGGGAGCUUACGGAAAGGAUGCUUCUCCGACACGGUCCCAGAGACUGGCAUCGGGAUGCGAGAAACGAAUACAGCGUGACCUCGUGGUUUCUGCUGAAGCAAUCGCCACGAUCCCUAGCAAAGCUUCUCCUAAGCCCUCAGGACGAAUGCUGUGGUCUGGAGGAGAAAGCUUCUGAUUCCAGUGUAAGAAAAUGUCAUUUCUCAGACCCACUGGAUGAUUACUGGAAAGCUUGGAAGAAUGUCCCAGAGUUGGGCUGCCGGACCUGUGACUGCAAGCGACAAGUGAAAAGCUGGAGUGUGAAACCAGCAUUGAUUGAUGAUCGAGGCCGACAAUACAACCGCGCUGCGGAGAAGUAUUUGAAAGACAUGUGGACUCAAAGAAACGUUGGCCUUCACCAAGUUUGUACAAUGGGCUAUUUCAAUAUUGUUUUAUAA